UACAAGAUCUACAUGCAAUUUCUACGCAUGGUGCUUCUACGAAUUGUGGUACCGGUAUAUUAUGAUAAAUAUGCUAACAAAGUCAACAAACACUGCUGAUCAAAAUGACUAUGGUUAUCGAGUUCGACGAUCUGCCUCCUGAGCUAGUAAUAGCUAUUCUAUCGCGGCUCACUUAUCCUGAUCUUUGCAAUUGCUUGACGCUCAAUAAAAAGGUGCUCACAAUCAUCAAUGAGAACCUUCACUCGAUUCCUCGUAUGUGGAUCACCAACAUCUCGCUUGUGAGAGAAGAGAGGUCCUCCUUCAAACUGUCGGUCUCGCGAAAUUCAUUCAAGAGUCCUAAGAAAAAUUGGAUGUGCUCAUUGAAAGAAACAACGGAAAAUCCAGCGAAGAAGACUCGUUCGUCUUACGAUAUCACUGAUUUCUACAACAAUGAAGGAUUCUGCGGUCUGAAGUGGGAUAAAGCUAACAAGUCAACGGAGUUUGUGGUCCCAUCCAUACAAAACUCCUUACAAGAGCACCUCGGUUUUGUCUUGCGGAAGUCAAAUGUUUUGUGUCUCAAGUUGGUUGAUCUCAACGCUGAGGAUAUGGAAGUGGUUACUAGUGUUUUGCAUAGUUCCAAAGCACGAGUAAGCCAUAUGCAAUUGGUUCUGGAUAGAGUUAUGACUCCAGAAAUCGUGUCUAUCAUAGAUGCUACAGGCGCUGAAACGGUAGACGUGGUUAUGGCGGAAAAUGACUUUUUCAGCAAUUUACCUUUCAAGAGCCGAGUAUUCCGAAAGGCAUGGUCUGUGACGAUAAGAACAUCGAAGGAGGAUUCUUCGGACGUGUUUGAUAUCAGUGAUGACGAUCUCCUGUCAUUAGGCGCCGAUUCUAUAGAAUUUUUCGGACUGACUAAGAUCACCGUGCGUGGAGCUAGGAAGCUUAUUCAGGAAUGGCUGGCAGGCAAGAGAAAAAUAUCGUUAGUUUAUUUUCGGCAUCUAGAGGAAUUUGAUCCUACAGUGCUACUCCGAAAAAUUCCGCACAAGGGUAACGUCCCGCCGGUGGUCGUAACUCGUUCCGACGGGGAAGAGCUUCGUGUGGCGUGGGACGCGGUAAAAUUUCGCUGCUUUGCUGACGAAGCUGACGACGAGGGCGAUGAUGAGUUUCCUGAAGAUUUGUAACAAUGCUUCUUCUUAGCCUGUCCUUUCUCUUGUCACUGCAAGUGACAGUGCAUCAGUUAGUUCAUCUAGUCUGUCUAGGUUGUUAUGGUCCUCUAAGGCAUAUUCAUAUUUCUAAUCGAGCUUACACUUUUAAUUGAUUGCUAGUAAUAUUUGUACGUAUAGACUUGAAAGUAGUUUUCACAGCAGCGUAUGUCUGGAUCUAAUCGACCAUUUCACUACCACGGUUCUCCGCUCCAACGGUUAUUAGCUAAUCUUCUUUGGUUUUUUCACUAGUUGUCGAAAUGGGUUUCUAUAAUCUUUACGUAGUUUUCUCAAUAAAUGUUGC
Messenger RNA from Cylicocyclus nassatus, 1482 nucleotides. Lineage: Eukaryota; Metazoa; Nematoda; Chromadorea; Rhabditida; Strongylidae. The record is from the annotation of a GenBank genome assembly.